Pseudophryne corroboree (corroboree frog) is the source of this 1856-nucleotide messenger RNA. It is a transcript of the gene PCCB, whose product is annotated as propionyl-CoA carboxylase subunit beta. The record is from RefSeq and is a predicted model, not a curated record. Gene Ontology annotation, molecular function: propionyl-CoA carboxylase activity. Lineage: Eukaryota; Metazoa; Chordata; Amphibia; Anura; Myobatrachidae. Bases 38 to 1663 code for a protein of 541 amino acids. The transcript has 15 exons. Gene Ontology annotation, cellular component: mitochondrion.
GCUAUUCGUUGAUUGGCUGGCGCACAGGGGAGUUAUCAUGGCUGCCGUACGCUGUGUGUCCCGGCUCCUGCCAGGACUUUGGAGCCCCAGCACCAGUUGUGUGUCCCGGCUGCCCGGCCGCCUGUACUCCAUAAGCCACCUGUCCGUGCCGGAAAGGAUAGAGAAGAAGCGGAGUGAGGCGCUGCGUGGUGGCGGGGAGCAGCGAAUAGAGGCGCAACACAGGAGGGGAAAGCUGACGGCCCGGGAGAGGAUUGGCUUGCUUUUGGACGCAGGCAGCUUUGCAGAAUAUGACAUGUUUGUAGAGCACAGAUGUGCAGAUUUUGGAAUGCAAGAAGAUAGAAACAAGUAUCCUGGAGACAGCGUUGUCACUGGACAGGGGCGCAUUAAUGGGAGAUUAGUAUAUGUGUUCAGCCAGGACUUUACUGUGUUUGGCGGCAGCUUGUCUGGAGCUCAUGCACAGAAAAUAUGCAAGAUCAUGGAUCAGGCUGUGAUGGUGGGUGCCCCAGUGAUCGGACUGAAUGACUCUGGAGGGGCACGUAUUCAGGAGGGUGUGGAGUCUUUGGCGGGCUAUGCAGACAUCUUCUUGAGAAACGUGCUGAGCUCUGGAGUUGUGCCUCAAAUCUCUCUGAUUAUGGGACCUUGUGCCGGAGGCGCCGUCUACUCCCCGGCGUUAACAGACUUCACAUUUAUGGUUAAGGACACUUCCUACUUAUUCAUUACUGGUCCAGAUGUAGUAAAGUCAGUUACCAAUGAGGAUGUGACGCAGGAAGACCUAGGAGGAGCCAAAACCCAUACUGCACUCUCAGGAGUGGCUCAUCGAGCAUUUGAGAAUGACAUUGAUGCUUUAUUAAACCUUCGGGAAUUCUUUAACUACCUUCCACUGAGCAACAAGGAUCCGUCACCGAUCAGAGAGUGUCACGAUCCAAGUGACCGCCUUGUCCCCGGAUUAGAUACCGUGGUGCCCAUGGAGACCACUAAAGCUUAUGACAUGCUGGACAUCAUUCAUUCGAUUGUUGAUGAGCGAGACUUCUUUGAGAUUAUGCCCAACUAUGCCAAGAACAUUGUGGUUGGCUUUGCCAGGAUGAAUGGGAGGACCGUUGGAAUAGUUGGGAACCAGCCGAAAGUUGCAUCAGGCUGCUUGGACAUAAACUCCUCAGUAAAGGGCGCUCGCUUUGUCAGGUUCUGUGAUGCCUUCAAUAUCCCCAUCGUCACAUUUGUGGAUGUACCUGGAUUUUUGCCAGGCACUGCCCAAGAGUAUGGCGGCAUCAUCCGACAUGGCGCAAAGUUGCUGUUUGCCUUCGCUGAGGCCACAGUGCCCAAGAUCACAGUAAUUACCAGGAAGGCUUAUGGGGGCGCCUACGAUGUGAUGAGUUCCAAGCAUCUCAGAGGUGACGUCAAUUAUGCCUGGCCCACAGCAGAGGUUGCUGUAAUGGGGGCAAAGGGAGCUGUUCAGAUCAUAUUCCGAGGAAGCCACAACCAGGCUGAAGCAGAGGCGGAAUAUGUGGAUAAAUUUGCUAAUCCUUUCCCUGCAGCAGUUAGAGGAUUCGUUGAUGAUAUAAUUCAGCCAUCUACUACUCGCAUGCGCAUCUGCCGUGACCUGGAAGUGCUCGCAAGCAAGCAACAAGUGAAUCCAUGGAAGAAACAUGCGAAUAUUCCUCUAUGAGGCAGAACCGCUUGAUCAGCUUACUAUACAUUCCUGUCUGGGAAAUGACAAGAUCACAAUGCAAGGACAGAUUGGUUUGUAUCAAACACUACCACUAAUGUCUGGAAGAAGGGACAUGAUUUUCCUGAGACUCCAGCUACUACUCAUGUAUGAAACCGCUCAUUCAGAUAUAAAUAAAUCAUACUAAAUAGAA